CCCAAAGACAUGCACUAUCGGUACUGUACUAGCUAGCUAGCUAGCUAGCUAGUAUGUACUGUACAACAGCAGCUCGAACACAAAAAACGAAAAGCAAAAUUCACCAAAAGUAGAAGACCAUGAGCUGUUGCCGCUUUCUCUGCACUGUUUCAGUGCUAUCCCUCUUUGUCGUGCCCUAUGUCCUUAUACUGGUAGAUUGCUCUCCGCUGCUGCUCCGAUUGCUCCUGCAGAGUGCGCUGUUAUGGGGAGCUUUCUUCUCGGUGCUGUACGGGCACACGGUGCAUACGAUCACCAAGAGGUUACAAACUGGCUUGACGAAUCAAAGAGCCAAGAUCCUCAAGGUUCGAAAGAUUCCCCCGAGCCCGCAUCCUGCCAAUAAUCACAAGAUUUUCUGUUGGGUGCAAUUGUUAGAUGACAACGGCAAUGAUGUGGAGGCCUUUGGAGAAGAAGCAAACACCAUUCCAGUGCCAGUGACAUCUGGGGAAACACAACAACAACAACCACAGCAGAAUCAAAAGGAGACGAGACCGACAACUGUGGAACAAGCGAGGGAAGAAUUCCUGCAAGAUAUUCGGGCAUGGGCCCAUGUCCCCUGUCUGCUGGUCCCUAACGACAUGGACCCCCAGCCAGGAGAUAUUCUCCACGACGUGGUCUUGUUAGAAGGUGACCUGACACGGCCCAUCCACGCCCCCUUUCAACUGCAAAUGAAACAGAAUCUCCAAUUUUACAUUUUUCAUCACGUGCGAACAUGUCUACUGGCGCUCUUGGGUCUCUACUUUUUCUUUGGCACCAUUUACUUGUCCAGUUUCCAUGACUUUGUGGAGAGCACCCAAAGGGCCCCGAUUGUGCACUUGUUCCGCCUGUUGUUUUCAUCAAAGCCAGACAACAACGACAACAACAACAACCAGCAUCACUCACACCACUCGUCAUUUUGUCGGAUCACUCCCGGAGUCACUGUGGCAUAUGAUAUGUUGAUCUGGAUCCAAAUGACAAUUCCGGUACUGAUGUUUGGGCUAUAUAUGCUAUUGAUCAAUGGGAAAAAGCUCAUGGGCAUGGAAGAACCAUCACCCGAUAGUUACCAACUGUUGCGAGACGAUGACGAUUUUGAUGAGGACGGCGAAGAUGUUGCUGCAAACACUAACAAUACCGCAACAUCAGCAGCAGAAGCAACCAAAACAACGCCCUAUGGACAGUACACUGCCGUGUCCAUUGGAGAAGAUGAAUAAGCCUUCAACUGCUGCCGUCUCUAGAGCUCGAGAGGUUGUCAUAUUAUGCGUGCUUCUCAUCAUUCAUUCAGCGUUGGAUAGCCAACAUCAGUGGCUGGCAAACUAAAUUACAACUGCAUUUUCCU
Molecule: messenger RNA, 1351 nt
Organism: Seminavis robusta
Lineage: Eukaryota; Bacillariophyta; Bacillariophyceae; Naviculales; Naviculaceae
Source: the annotation of a GenBank genome assembly